AUGAGGUCACUGAAGCGUAAGAGAGUUGAAGCGCCAUGCAUCCCAACACUUGAGGAUGUGCAUCCUUACAGUAGGUGGAAUUUGUGUGUCCGAGUGUACCACAAGUUCCAUGUGGAGAGGUUGGCUUCUGGCAGAAAGCGGCUUAACAUGGUGUUAUUGGAUGAGAAGGGUAAGAAAAUGGCCGCUGUAGUAUAUGAUGACGACGUCGAUCGGUUUGAUCCUUUGCUCGUAGAGGGGCGGGUAUAUUAUGUGUGGAAGAAGCUUGCAGAACCAAUUAUGAGGAAUCAGGAUUAUUUGUUUGCAGAUAGUCAAUUUGUGUGCCGUUUCAGCUUAGUGACAACAAUUAAUGAGUUGAGAAAUGUGAAUGAGCGCUUGAUCCCAUUGUUCCCUGCGUUUAUUCCUUUUGACAGAGUUUGGGAGUUCACCCUAGAUAAUGAUACAUAUGUUGAUGUUAUUGGCAUGGUUUUAUUUGUAAGUUCUAUGGGAUAUAAAGACGAUUUCUACAAUCGGAGGAUCCCAGUGAGAAAUAUUGUUCUGCUAGAUGACACUUAG
Molecule: messenger RNA, 552 nt
Organism: Triticum turgidum subsp. durum (durum wheat)
Lineage: Eukaryota; Viridiplantae; Streptophyta; Magnoliopsida; Poales; Poaceae
Source: the annotation of a GenBank genome assembly